Messenger RNA from Andrographis paniculata, 1714 nucleotides. RefSeq names its product glyoxylate/hydroxypyruvate/pyruvate reductase 2KGR-like. NCBI's taxonomy places the organism in Eukaryota, Viridiplantae, Streptophyta, Magnoliopsida, Lamiales, Acanthaceae. The transcript is spliced from 5 exons. Bases 570 to 1523 code for a protein of 317 amino acids. Gene Ontology annotation, molecular function: glyoxylate reductase (NADPH) activity; hydroxypyruvate reductase [NAD(P)H] activity; NAD binding. The record is from RefSeq and is a predicted model, not a curated record. Gene Ontology annotation, cellular component: cytosol.
UCCGCUCCGGUGGCUGACAGCGGAGGAUGUUCCUUGCAACGAUCGCUAAGCCUUGAUUACAGAGGAGCACGCGGAGAGCGUAGAGGAGUCCGGAUUUAGGAUGACAGGCAUUUGAAACAGGGAUUCACAAGCAGAGCUUUUGGACAUCGUCCGAUCACCAUCGGCCGGGGACAACGAGCCAGUGUUGUCAAUAACCAUGCUCCUGCUCUGUCUCCCCUCAUCUUCAUACAUUGAUGUCAGAUUAUCCAACCGGGAUUUGUAGAUUUCUAAUUCCUCCUCCUCAGCUGACACCAUUCUCUGUUCCUAAAUGGGUUCGAACAGAAAUGCAAACUCGGGAGGGGGAAUGGAGAUAGAUAGAUCUUCUGUAAUAAGGAUAUGGAGGAGAUGAUGAUUGGUUUUUCAGGUGCGCAAAGGGAAAAAAAAGCUGCAGGAAAGAAAAAAAAAUGCGACCUUCUGAUUCGGAAGAAAGAAAACAAACUAUAGUAAUAUUCGACGGUGAGAAGCUCUUUGGCCCAAUUUUUGGAGAUAUUUCAGGCGGCAACCAUGGUCCAUGGCUUCCAGGCUGAGAAAUGGGGACGACAAUGGAGAAUGCGGGCGUGCUGAUGACUUGUCCGAUGUCCGAUUACCUCGAGCAGCAGCUUCUCCAGCGUUUCAAUCUCUUCAAGCUCUGGACUUUCCCUUCGAACUCCGAUUUCUUUGCUAGGCACGCCGAAUCAGUAAUAGCAGUGGUGGGCAACGCCACGAUCGGCGCUGACACGGAUUUAAUCGACGCGCUGCCACGCCUGCAAAUCGUGGCGACCUACAGCGUAGGGCUGGAUAAAAUCGAUUUGAGCAAGUGCAAAGAGAGAGGAAUUAGGGUUACCAACACUCCAGACGUUCUGACCGAUGAUGUCGCAGACAUUGCAAUUGGGCUGGCAUUGGCUACUCUGAGGAAAAUUUGCCCGUCCGAUCGGUUUGUCAGGAAUGGAUCUUGGAGGAAUGGGAAAUUUGAAUUGGCUUCUAAGUUCAGCGGUAAAUCGAUUGGGAUAAUUGGAUUGGGCAGGAUUGGUUUGGCGAUAGCUAAAAGGGCCGAGGCGUUUGGCUGCACAAUUGGUUACCAUUCCAGAAAAAAGAAAGACGGCACAAACUUCAAGUACUACUCCAGCGUGCUCGACUUGGCUGCUAACUGCGAUAUUCUCGUUGUUUCGUGCUCCCUGACUGAAGAAACGAGGCACAUUGUGAACCGGGAGGUGAUCGAUGCCCUGGGACCAAAAGGGGUUCUCAUCAACAUCGGACGGGGGGCACAUGUAGAUGAACCGGAGCUAGUUUCUGCAUUGCGGGAGGGUAGGUUGGCUGGGGCUGGACUCGAUGUGUUUGAAAAUGAACCGCAUGUUUCUGAAGCAUUUUUCGAGAUGGAAAAUGUUGUUUUGCUGCCUCAUGUUGGAAGCGAUACCGUCGAAACUGCGAAAGCCAUGGCUGACCUUGUUGUAGCCAACUUGGAAUGCCAUUUCAUGGGAAAACCAUUGCUGACUCAGGUAAUUUGAUCAAAAUUGCAGUUUUUCAAUGUCUUUUUUAUGUUUUAGAUGUGUUUUUUAAGGGAUUUGGAGUUUGAGAACGAUGAAAUUUUGAAUGAAAAUUGGAUAUUUAUAUAAAUAAAUAUCUAAUUUGAUGUUUUGUAUAUAAAAUAAUAAAUUUUAAAUACUGAGUAUAAUAUUUUUAUAGGAAAAAGAGAAAU